AUCCCAGCUGUGCCUGUGAGGAGAGAAAAUGAUGCCCACGAUGGGCUCUGCCGCCCGCCGGCUGCGGAGAGGCCCACACUGCACACGCGCAGACCCGGCGUCCGCGUCAAAACACCGGCAGACAGCGCACUGCCCAUGUCCUGCGCGCCCGGCUGCCAGGCGUUCCUAGGCUGGGCCGUGACUCCCGCCGGCCUGGGGCGGAGGAGCUCCCGUCUGACCGGCGAUGCCCCGGGAGAUCAUCACCCUGCAGCUGGGCCAGUGCGGCAACCAGAUUGGGUUCGAGUUCUGGAAACAGCUGUGUGCUGAGCAUGGCAUCAGCCCCGAGGGCAUCGUGGAGGAGUUCGCCACUGAAGGCAAUGAUCGCAAGGACGUCUUUUUCUACCAGGCAGAUGAUGAACAUUACAUCCCCCGGGCUGUGCUGCUGGACCUGGAGCCCCGGGUGAUCCACUCCAUCCUCAACUCCUCCUAUGCCAAGCUCUACAACCCAGAGAACAUCUACCUGUCUGAGCACGGAGGAGGAGCUGGCAACAACUGGGGCAGGGGUUUCUCACAGGUGUCAGUUCCGGAGUUCCUUGGUAAUCCUAGCUUGGGAUAAGGCAAGGCUCAAGUAAGUCUGGGACUCUGUCCAGACUAGACUGGCAAUAAAUAAGAGACAAAUGGAUAUGCUGGGAAACGGUUGCGAGGAAGGUGGUUGUGCAAACUUUAUGUAAAUCAUUCACAAAGCAGCAGUUCUGGAUUGAGAAAGGUUCUGGCUGGGAAGGUGGGUUUCAGGAUGGCAGCAGGGACAAAG
Molecule: messenger RNA, 790 nt
Organism: Microtus ochrogaster (prairie vole)
Lineage: Eukaryota; Metazoa; Chordata; Mammalia; Rodentia; Cricetidae
Product: tubulin gamma-2 chain-like
Exons: 3
Coding region: 224-595 (123 amino acids)
Biological process (GO): microtubule-based process
Cellular component (GO): microtubule
Molecular function (GO): GTP binding
Source: RefSeq, a predicted model, not a curated record